Molecule: messenger RNA, 828 nt
Organism: Pestalotiopsis fici W106-1
Lineage: Eukaryota; Fungi; Ascomycota; Sordariomycetes; Amphisphaeriales; Sporocadaceae
Exons: 2
Coding region: 1-828 (275 amino acids)
Molecular function (GO): hydrolase activity, acting on ester bonds
Source: RefSeq, a predicted model, not a curated record
AUGCAGCUUCAUUUGCAAGUUUGCAGAUUCACUGCUUACGCUUUGACUCUGCUUUUGCUGGCAGAAGUUACGCAAGUCCAUGCAGAGUUUGCUUGUUUCAACAAACUCCAGAAACUUUUUGUUUUUGGUGAUUCCUAUUCUAGAAUUUCAUUCAAUGCGACAGGUCCGCAGCCGUCAGUGUCCAAUCCCUAUGGAAACAACGGAAGCACAAGUGCCAACGGUCCCAAUUGGGUCAACUAUAUCACUGGUACAUACAACGAGUCCUUGAUAUUGACCUAUGAUUUCGCGUUGAGUGGCGCAGUGGUCAACAAUUCGAUCGUAUCAUCCAAUACCAGACCUGAUCUGGUCAACGAGUUCAAAGUCAAUUUUGUGGGAGCCUAUGGCAAUGCCUCUGGCCUUUUCAACCCUGAGCGCAGCAUAUUUGCAUUUUGGUUUGGUAUCAACGACGUGAACAUUUCAUACAAUAGCAGAGGUCGCGAUACGUAUGCGGAGAUUAUGGCGUCGUACCACGAGUUGGUGCUUCAGCUGUAUGGCAUUGGGGCUCGCAACUUUCUCUUUCUCUAUGUGCCUCCACUACAGAGGGCUCCGGUCAUUGCAUCUGGAAGUAAUGCAAGUACCAACAUCCCCUUGAUGGAAACAGCUGUCCGAGAGUUCAAUUCCCGCAUCUACAACAUGACUCAAACGCUUCAAACUGAGCUAUCGGAUGCGACCGUAUUCCUCCAUGACUCAUACGCCACUUUCGACAAAGUCAUUGACAAUCCCGGGUCGAGUCAAGAGACUGCUCUACUCCGAGAUACAAAGAAUUACUGUACCUCGUACGCAGGGUGA